Sugiyamaella lignohabitans is the source of this 1275-nucleotide messenger RNA. It is a transcript of the gene SPE2, whose product is annotated as adenosylmethionine decarboxylase SPE2. Bases 1 to 1275 code for a protein of 424 amino acids. Gene Ontology annotation, cellular component: cytosol. The record is from RefSeq and is a predicted model, not a curated record. The transcript has a single exon. Lineage: Eukaryota; Fungi; Ascomycota; Dipodascomycetes; Dipodascales; Trichomonascaceae. Gene Ontology annotation, biological process: spermidine biosynthetic process; spermine biosynthetic process. Gene Ontology annotation, molecular function: adenosylmethionine decarboxylase activity.
AUGAUUGUUGAUCCUGUUAACCAUACAUCUAAGUUCGUCAACCACGAUGUGUCGGUUAAUUUAGAUUCGACUGAUGCUUUCGAGGGCCCUGAAAAGCUUCUUGAGAUCUGGUUUGCUCCGGAUGAACACUGCUUGCCUUAUGGCAUGCCAGAGUCUGGUCUUCGUGAGAUUCCUCGUCAAGUAUGGGAGCAGGUUCUGGACGUUGUCCAAUGCAAAGUCCUAUCUGUGGUGUCCAGCUCAAAGAUGGACGCAUUUGUUCUUUCCGAGUCCAGUUUGUUUGUAUUUGCCAACAAAUUGAUUCUCAAGACUUGUGGUACAACCACACUUCUUGUUGGAUUGGGUCCUUUACUUGAUGCUGUUAGCGAGUAUUGUGGCUUUCCCAAGGACAAGCAGCCUUGGAGAGUCUUUUACUCGCGUCGCAGCUUCAUGUUUCCCGACCGCCAGAAGCAUCCUCAUAAGUCUUGGAAAGACGAGGUUGCUUGUCUUGAUAACAAGUUUGCCAACGGAUCCUCGUAUGUUAUCGGUGAUGUUCAAAAAGAUCAUUGGUAUUUGUACCUUGCUGGUCCAUCUGAUGACUGUACUUUCCCGAGAAGAACUGUUCCCGGUUCCACUCUCGGUGCAUCUGGCAGUGUCAGUAAUGGAACCAGCAUUACUAAUGGGCAUAACUUAUCUGCGGACGCUCCAUUUGAUGAUGAGACUCUUGAGAUUCUCAUGACCGACCUCAACCCAGUUCAUGCCAAUCAAUUCUGUUCAGACAGAAUUCCUGGUGUUGAGUCGAAUAACAUGUCAAGUGUUGGAGCUCCAGCCGAUGAUGAGGAUCCUGGCCAUGACCAAGGCAACAUUGUCACCAAAUUGACGGGCAUCGACCAGAUUUACCCGACUCUCAAACAAACUGUGGACUCGUUCUGUUUUACUCCUUGCGGCUAUUCAUGUAAUGGUGUGGUGAAUCAGGGGAAUUACUUUACCAUUCAUGUCACGCCCGAGCAGGGCUUUUCUUAUGCCAGUUUUGAAACAAACGUUCCUGCUGCCAAAUACGGCAUGUCCAACGCUGACGUCAUUGAAAAAGUGGUCAACAUCUUCCGACCCGGAAGAUUCUCGACCACCUUCAUGCGUAACAGAAAUGAAGAUGACGAAUCUGACCCGGACUCUGCUUUCUCUUUCCGCUGCUUGCCAUCCAAGUUGAAUGGAUACCAGCGUACUGAGAGAAUUUUGUAUGAGCUCGGCGAUUAUUCGCUUGUUUUCAUUACUUUCGAAGCCAACCGGGCCUUGAAAUAG